Messenger RNA from Electrophorus electricus (electric eel), 2684 nucleotides. The record is from RefSeq and is a predicted model, not a curated record. NCBI's taxonomy places the organism in Eukaryota, Metazoa, Chordata, Actinopteri, Gymnotiformes, Gymnotidae.
UUUGAAAAUUUCUUUAAAAGUGAAAAGCAUGUGCAGUGAAAGAAUGUUAGUUUUCAAGCUGCCUAGCUAAAACUGCAAGUACCAGUUGCGGUGGCUAUUUAAACUGUGUUAAGUUAAUCGGUCGCUUAAUUUAAAAAAUAGUAAAGUGAUGUGAAGAAUGGACGAAGAUCUUACAGAAGGUUACAGUGAACCAUGUGGGCAGUGCGGGAAUGUAUGCUGGGGCCUAACAGAUGCGGAGCAGUUUUUCUGUAAGAACUGCCACAACGUUAUUGAGAGAACAAAAGACGUUGUGGAUUCUAGCACAUACUCUGCGAACAACAGGAUAUCUCAUUUUCCAUCAGGCACUCGAAAGAGAAAUGGCAGAGAAGGUGGACGAAAGUGGAUAGUGUGUGAAGGCUUUCAGUUUAUCCUAAAACAUCAGGCAGAAGCUUUGGUUGGUCUGGGUGUCUGCCCUGAAUUUAAGAAAAAGGUGUUAUGGAAUUUCUGGAUGCGAUACCUGCAGAAGACCAGACAGGCUUACACGAAGAACCCAAGGAUCACAAACGGAAGUCCAGGGGAUAUAACUUCUGACAGUGAGCCUGAGUCUUUAGCUCUGAAUGAAUCAUCUGAAGCAUCGCUGCCCAACAGGGUUUCCUCAGCGCUGGAAGACUCUGGAAACACCAGCGAUGGGAAGUUGUCAGUGUGUUCAGGCUCCCUGGACGCCGCAUACUACUCCUUUGCAAAGGAGAGUAAAAGCCGCCAUCUUAUGACCAUGCCUCGAACGCUGGCCCUGUGCCACUUGGCCCUGCUCUGGAUGCGAGAGGCCAUCACACUCGCAGACUUGCUCAGGCUGGUGUCCAAAAGGCAUGUCCCUUACAUUAACGUGCAUGAGCAUUUCCCUGAAGAGAUGAAGAUCUUUGGCAAGGAUUGCAAGUUCUUUAUAGCUGAGUCCAUCCCCUCCUACAGGAUGGUGCACAGGGAGGCAUCACUGCUGGCUAAGGUCAUGGAGCUACCCACCUUCCCUCCUGUUUCCCAGGAUUGCCUCCUCCACCCAGCUCUGCUCUGCCUCCGCUACACAAUGGAUGCCAACCUUCCUGAUGAGCUUCAUUUGUUGGUAUGUAAGGUAAUGGAGAAGACGGCUAUGGGGAACGACUUCUUUCUGACCUUUGACCCUGCUGGGCCUAAGCAGAGACUCCCCUGUUACGACCUUCAGGCAGCAGCGCUCAUCAUUGUGACCAUGAAGCUUCUGUUCAAGCUGGAUGAUCAGACAGAGUGGAUGCUGUCCAGGAAGGCAGAUAAACGAAGAGAAAAACACCACAUGAAGAAAAAGACCACAACAGGCAGCAAGAUGUUCAGUUUGAGACGGUGGUAUAUGAGUGUCCAGCCUGCGCUGGAGAGUGCCAGGGAGAGAGAGGAGCAGGCUGAGGCCAGGCAGGCAUGGAAAUCCAAGAAGCCUGUCGUUCCAAACUUGAAAAACAAGACUUUGGUCCUAAAAAGGAGACGUGUAGUUGAGCAGCUGCAGAGCAAUUUCCAUACUCUCACUGGUUCCACUAUGGAGCAGCAGCCUCCCGCACCAUCCAGCUUCCUUUUCCUAUGGGGAACAGAAGAAGGUGCGGACGGACCCAGCCUCCACCAUAAGCGCCUGGCCUUCCUGAUGGAGAAAAAAGGAAGAGCCCGGUGCCUUGUCAACCGCAAGUAUUGGCACCCAGCCUUGAGGCUUUGCCACCCACGAGAAUGCAGGGAACAUUUCUUGGAGCUGGAGUCUAGCUUGCCCAGGAUGUAUGUGUGGCUGCUGGGGCUUUUCUCCUUCCUGCUGGGGGUCAGUCAGGCACAACUGCAUGGUGAGGUCAUCCAGGUGGAGAGGCGUCUGCUGAGGGGCAAAGGCAUGCGUUAAGCAGAUGCGGAUAAACCUCGGCGCAAACGAAGGAAGACGCCCUCUGUGUGAUUUUGAGGAGUUUCUGUUACAAACCUGAGGAGAUUUGAGAGAUUUUAUGUACCCUUUGUAAGGAUUACUGCCUGACAGAGUUGCCUCUGUGUAUAAAUUAUGUAUAGUUUUCUAAUUACAUGUUUUUUCUUAUUAAAAGAGAUUUGUAGAUGUUGGAAAUGUUUACCUUUUAGUAAUAUUCUUGAACCUGUCUUCUCUGUUUGGUUUGUAGAAACGAAGUUGAGCUGAAUAAUGUAUCCUGCUUUUGAUUUUAACUGAGUGUGAAGAACUUGCUGUCUCUUGAAAUCAGCAGAUGGGCAGUUAUUCUUCAAAUGGCUCAAUGUUUGCACAUUGUAAAGAACAUGGUAUAAGAUGUGAUCAUCUUUGAGAAAGCAGGACAAGUGCUAUUGUACAACCAUUCAUAAUCUUGUUUCAUAAUUCGUCAUCAAAUUUAUUUAUAUAGUGCAUUUUACAAAAGCCACUUCACAGAUGUCCCAAGCCCCGGGUGAGCAAGCAAAAGGGGACCUGGGAUAGGGGACACACUAGGGGAGAUGGAGAAUGAAUGGCUGGGGCUAGAGCUAAGAGCCACAGCAGCUGAGACGGGUCAAGGUUCAGAAAGAACAUCACACCAGAAGCAAUGUACUUUGGCAGAAAGAGGAUAGAUUAUUAGAUGUGGUAAAAUAUCAGUGUGUAAGUCAGGAUCAUAUAAUGUGAAAGGCUAGACUAACAGUAAAUAUUUGACUAAAUAAAUAGGUUUUCAGCCUAUCCUUAAAUAUUGAAA